AUGGCUAGAACUAGCUCUGCCUGUCUCAGUGUAGCUUCCUUCCUCUUUUUUUCAAGCUUACUGUGGAAUUUCAAUGCUGCAAGGAACACACUCAAACCAGGUGACACUCUAAAUUCCUCAAGCUCCUUAGUUUCUGCAAUGGGGAAAUUCACCAUGGGGUUCCAUAUUUAUGACCACAAUUUGAACUAUAGCUACCUCGUUGUUAAGUGGGCUUCAAGUCGUAAUUAUGCAUGGAUUGCCAAUAGAAACAAACCCAUUUUGUACCCUUUGGGAAUUCUUACCUUGGACCAAAAUAAUACAUUGAAAAUUACACACAAGGAUGGUGAGCCUGUUGUACUUUACUCUGCUUCAGAAACUAGCAAUGCCAAUAAUAUUGUGGCUACCCUUUUAGAUUCUGGCAAUUUUGUCCUACAAGAAUUGAGCUUUGAUGGAUCACCCAAAAGGGUUUUGUGGCAAAGCUUUGAUUUCCCUGUAGACGUCCUUCUGCCAGGUAUGAAAUUAGGUUUGAACCAUAAAAGUGGUCAUGUUUGGUCACUUUCAUCAUGGUUUACUCCUAACAGUGCAGUGCCAGGGGCUUUCACUCUUGAUUGGGACCCGGAGGCACACGAAUUGAAGAUUAGACGGCGCGGGGUGGUUUAUUGGAGCAGUGGAGCCUUUAGGAAUGGGAGAUUUAAAUUUAUUUUGCCUGAUGAAUCCAAGCUGAGGUAUAAUUUUAGUAUUGUGUCAAAUGAAGAUGAAGAUUACUUCACUUACAGUGCUGUAGAUCAAAGUGGUAUAUCAGAAUGGGUGCUAACCACAAUGGGGAGACUAUAUGACUUUGAUGAGACAAUUGAUAUUGCACAAGCAGAUUAUUGUUAUGGCUCCAACACUGAUGGAGGGUGCCAGAUGUGGGACCGGCCAAUUGAUUGCAGGCAUGCUGGUGAUAGAUUUGAGGAAGAAAAGGGUUACUUCAAUCCAACCGGCUCUGGUCGACAGCAACGAGUGAUACUUCAAAUACAAGCUUCAGCAUCAGUGAUUGUAAGGCUGCUUGCUGGAAAAAUUGUGACUGCCUUGGAUUCAACUAUCUGUUUGAUAAUCAGACCGGAUGUCGAUUUUGGACUGGCCACUGGGAGUUCAUCAAGGACAGCACAGGCAUCGAGCAACCAUGAACAUAAGAGGAUAAUCUGGAUUGGUACUGCUGCUGCUGCUGCUCUAUUGACAAUGGUGCUUUGCAUCAUGUGCUGUUUAUUAAGAAGAAGAAUUUUUUUACUUCCAGGGGAGAACAGGAGAAAGAUUGAUGACAAGGAAUUGCUUGACGUGAAGGAAUCUUACUCAUCUAACAAUGUCAAUGCGCUUCAGAAUGAUGGAGAUAUGGGGCAUGAUUUAAGAGUAUUUAGCUAUGCAUCUGUCAAGGCAGCCACAGGAAACUUCUGUGAUGAAAACAAGCUUGGAGAAGGGGGCUUUGGACCAGUUUAUAAAGGGAAAAUGUCAACGGGACAAGAAAUAGCUGUGAAGAGGCUUUCAAGAUGUUCGCUACAAGGAACAUGGGAGUUUAAGAAUGAGUUGAUACUUAUAUCUGAACUUCAACAUACAAAUCUUGUUCGGAUUUUGGGAUUUUGCAUUCAUGGUGUAGAGAGGAUGUUAAUAUACGAGUAUAUGCCAAACAAAAGUCUAGACUACUUUUUAUUUGAUUCAACCAGAGGCAUGUUACUAGACUGGAAGAAGCGUUUUAAUAUAAUCGAAGGAAUUGCUCAAGGACUGCUUUACUUGCACAAAUAUUCAAGAUUGAGGGUGAUUCAUAGAGAUCUUAAAGCUAGUAACAUAUUACUUGAUGAAGAUAUGAACCCCAAAAUUUCUGACUUUGGUAUGGCAAGGAUUUUCAAGCAUAAUGAGCGGGAAGCAAAUACUAAUAGGAUCGUUGGGACAUAUGGUUACAUGUCUCCUGAGUAUGCAAUGGCAGGGAAACUUUUCAACAAAGUCCGAUGUCUAUAG
Molecule: messenger RNA, 1971 nt
Organism: Prunus armeniaca (apricot)
Lineage: Eukaryota; Viridiplantae; Streptophyta; Magnoliopsida; Rosales; Rosaceae
Source: the annotation of a GenBank genome assembly